Molecule: messenger RNA, 4021 nt
Organism: Xyrauchen texanus (razorback sucker)
Lineage: Eukaryota; Metazoa; Chordata; Actinopteri; Cypriniformes; Catostomidae
Product: TBC1 domain family member 10A-like
Exons: 9
Coding region: 698-2602 (634 amino acids)
Source: RefSeq, a predicted model, not a curated record
UGUCAAACGCAAAAGACUGUAAACUCAGCGAUAUGUCAUCAUCCACCCCAAAACUAAAAACACGGCCUGAAAAAACUUGUCAUUUAUUAAAAAAAAUAACUCUUAACCACGGAACCUAAAAUUAAACUACGAAAACAUCUUUUCUGGAGCUUCUUGAUCGGGAAUAUACUCUGUUUUCAGACUCAGUCGUCUGCCUGUUGAAUGAAAACAGUUAGCGGGACUCUUCAAGCGCAAGACCUGACAAUCCGUUGACUGGAAAUAUGUGAUUCAGGAAAUACAGGCGUAGUUUCGCUCAUCCAGUUGUUUACUCGUUUCUUCGAAAGACUCUUUGGCACAUAUUUCCUCGAUUUUGGCUCGUUGUUGUUUUGGGAUUUCACGAAUCAGCGAGUGGAAAGUGACACGUUGCGCGCGCUAAGCUAAUUUAGCCUUUAACUUGGGUGAUUUAGACGCACAUAAAUCUGUUUAUAAGACUUUAUACUUUCACAAGACUCGCACAUAUUUGCAUACACAGUACAGAAAUGUCUUGUUAAUGUAAAUCUGAUAGAUGAGUAAAAGCUGUGGGUCUAUGUAGUUUUCACUUGGUCACAUUUCGGAUAAAUUAGUGGUGAACCAUCGAUAAUUUGAUGUUCUCUAAUGUGAUGUGCACAUACGACUGUAGAUGAUGUGCUGUAAGUGAACUGGAUAGUGCUGGAGCAUCAUGAUGGCACAGAUGGAGAAUGGACGUCUAUCGUCUGAUGACACUAUGAGUGUGAGGACUCUGGGCAGUCAGUUCGAUGAGGAGAGCUCUUUCGGGUCUGACUCUGAAAUCAACGGAUUCACCAGCUCAAGACUAACAGACAAAUAUGGUUUCAUCGGAGGAGCACAAAAGUAUUCAGCAGAAUCGGCUCAAGAUGUGCCUCUGGAAGUUUUAAGACACAGAGAAGUUAAAUGGUUGGAUAUGCUGAAUCACUGGGACAAAUGGAUCAGUAAAAGAUUCAAGAAGGUGAGACUGCGAUGUCAGAAAGGAAUCCCACCGUCAUUGCGAGGCAGGGCGUGGCUCUACCUGUCGGGUGGAAAAGUGAAGAGGGAACAGAAUAUCGGGAAGUUUAAGGAACUGGAUUUAAUGGAUGGAGACCCUAUGUGGGUUGAUGUGAUAGAGAGAGAUCUACACAGACAGUUCCCCUUCCAUGAGAUGUUUGUAUCCCGAGGGGGUCAUGGGCAACAGGACCUCUUCCGAGUGUUGAAGGCUUACACCCUGUACAGGCCAGAUGAGGGUUACUGCCAAGCUCAGGCUCCAAUAGCUGCAGUGCUUCUGAUGCACAUGCCUGCAGAGGAUGCAUUUUGGGGUCUGGUUCAGAUUUGUGAGAAGUAUCUCCCUGGAUACUACAGCGCAGGCCUGGAGGCCAUACAGUUGGAUGGGGAGAUCUUAAAUGCAUUAUUAAAACGUGUGAGCCCUGUGGCAUAUCGGCACCUUGAGAAGCACAAGAUUGAGCCCAUCCUUUACAUGACGGAGUGGUUAAUGUGUGCAUUUUCCAGAACUCUACCCUGGCCCUCUGUGCUUCGAGUGUGGGACAUGUUUUUGUGUGAUGGUGUGAAGAUAAUAUUCCGUGUUGGGCUGGUGUUGCUGAGGGGCAUGCUGGGAUCUCGGGAGAAACUGAAAGCUUGUCCUGGUCAAUAUGAGACUAUGGAGCUUCUCAGAGCUCUGGAGCCACAAUACAUGCAGGAGAGCUUUCUCGUACAUCAGGUGUUAGAGCUGCCCAUAUCUGCUCGGGAUGUCGAGCGAGAGCAGCGUGUACAGCUUAAGCGCUGGCGGAAAACUCACGGCGAGCUCAGCUACAAGUCCUCUCCCAGAUUGCACGGUGCGCAAGCCAUCAUGACUGCUGAGCCUCACACCCGCAAAGACCUUCACCAGCAACCCACCAUCAUCAUCCAGAAUCCUCUGCCCUCAGACACUAACCCUGAAUUCACCCGCAUCAAGAAAAGAGGCACUAUCCGAAAAGCCCCUGUCCCUAAUCUAGAUGUCCCAAACCCUUACGCCUUACCUACAGACCACAAACUGGCCCCUCCAGCCCCUCUCAAUAAUCAAUCUGAGCUGCAACCAAAAGAAACUGCCCAACACCUGCAGACACCAUCAAACAAUCUGCACAAAGAACAUCCACCUCCAUCACUACAGCAAAUCUCACUUACUACACCAGAAAUGACACCAGCUGGGAAGGCAGUAGCUCCCAUUGAGAAACCCUCACAGUCUCCCCAAGAUCCUUCCCUCAAUAAGCCUCCUUUGGUCCCAACCUUACAUCUGUCUCAAGCACCACAACCCCAGCCAUCUCCAAGUCUCUCUCGCACCCCACCACCUCCCCAAACUUCACCAGACCCCGAACCUGUACACCCGACCCCGAUCCCUAUUUCUUCAAGCCCUGCUCUAGAACCAGUUCCUCAUCUUAAAGACUCACCCUCAACCAAUACCAACAACUCAGCCCAUCUUACGGAUCAUCCACCCACUACAGACUCAACUCCGCUUCUCUCAGAUGAUACACCUGUGAUUGAGGACUCUGUUGCAGCUCUCAAAGUUCCCAGUUUACGUAACUCAUGUGAGAGUGUGGGUUCUGAGGACACUUACCUGUAGCUCUCGAUUACCAAAAUAUAUUCAAAGAGGACGUUCAGGGAGAAUUCAGGAUUGGGAACCAACGAAAGCUUUUCGACUAUGGCAAUAAAGGACGAGUGCAAGAUGGAGGAAAAUUAUGAAUGUAUUUUGAUGUUUUGAAUUAAUGACUUUAGGUUUGAGUGAGAAUUUGGGUUUUUUACCUCAUCACUAAAAUUUACCUUCAAUGUUUGGAAUCAAUAAACUAUUGGUGUGAAGAUUUCGGAAACAAUAUCUUAAUCAUAAAAGGAGGGACCGAAUAGCGAAAAGACCUCCAAGUCUUUACUUGCUGUUAUCUCCAAUUAAACAAACAACCUAUUGUGUAAGUGCUGUUUCAUUAUGGACUGCACAAUCCACAGUCUAUGCAGAACAUUCCUCAAAAAGAUAGGAAACGUACUAGAAAUUGAAGCAAAAUAAUCUGUGUUUGCAUUAUUCUUCCAUCAGUAUCAAUCAUAAGCAGAGCAGAUUUUAUAAUCACAUAUGUUUGGGUAGUAUCUCAGUUACUGUGUUAUUCGCCGUUUAACCAUAUUAGGUCAUUAUGUUACAGUUGUUUGUUCUUUAAUUAAAUUUCAAGCCUAACAGUCUUACAUUUAUAACUUCUUUUUUACCACUAUUACUGGAGUCUAAAUGUUUGUUUGUCAACUUGCAGCCUCAAUAUAGUUUUAACACAUAAUUUAUGAUGCUAUAAUGAGCAAAGGAGCAUUGCAUUUUUCAACAUCAUGUUUAUUAUAAAUGGCUGCACACAAAUGUGGAGAUACAAAAUAAGAGGGAUAUUUAAUACGGGAAGCACCUGACUUGUUACACCAGAAAACAACUUUCAAGUUGCAAGAUUUAAUCUAAAUCUUUAAUUUGUAUAAGGCUAUAGGCUAUGCAAUAGACAUGAUGUUGAAAAGUAUUGCAGUGCCCCUUUAAAGCGUCAGAAGUAUUUAUUGUUUUGCUUGACUGUACACCUAUUCCAUCUUAGGCCAUCAGAUGGCGCGUUUUCCUUACAAAUGAUCGAUUUCAAUUACUGACCUGAAGUAAACCUGUAACAUUUGGGAGUUUAUUUACAUGCAUGCUUAUUUAUACAAAACAAACAUAUGUGAAGAGAGGUAUGUUACAAAAGUUGCUGUUUUGGUCAUGGACACUUGGUCAAAUGUUAUUGGAAGUUGUUUUUUGUUUUUUUUCUCAAUUUAUUAAUAUCUUCAACAUUAUGACACUAUUACGAGGUUUUCAUCUGCAAUGUAAUAGUGUUUUCUUUUGAAGUCAUGGGAUCACGUGUGAUUUAUUUUUUUCCAUGUGUGCUUAAAACUGACUUUGGCAAAAGCUUUAAAGUUUCACUUCGAUUUGUAUUUUUAAUAACAUAUUCUUAACAACUGAUUCUCGCCGUAUGUAGAUUUUGUACAAAUAAAAGUGCUUAUAAUC